AUGCUGGAUCCAUUUGGUAACUCAUUGGCUCAUUGGGCAGUCCUGGGAGGACAUACGAAAGUUUUGCGCCAUAUAAAAGAACGGUGUCCGAAUUUAUUGUGGACAACAAAUCUGGCCGGGCAACAACCAUUGCACUUGGCUUGCAUAACCGGGAAAUUCAAUUGCGCCACAUUCCUCUUACUGCACACAAAUAAUAUUGAAGUUGCCGAAUCUCGAGGCUGUACUCCAUUGCUGCUAGCCGCCGAAAAUGGACACCAUGAAAUUGUGGCCCUACUUCUGCUUGCAUCAGCUAAUCUGAAAGCGGUUGAUGAUGAAGAAAACACCGCGUAUCAUUUCGCCGCAAAGGGCGGACACAUCAAUGUUUGUAACCUUUUGAAAAACAGUGGUUUGAAACCGUGGAUACUACUGAAUGAAAUGCAUCAGACCCCCUUGCAUUUGGCCAGUUCCGCGGGACAUUUGUCUGUUGUGCGUGCUCUAUGCCGACUACCUAUCGCGUUGGAGAGUCAACUGAGUCUGGCCCCAUUGCAACAUCCGUUGAAUAUUCGUGAUCAGGAGGGACAUACACCGGUUCAACUGGCGAACAGAUAUGGUUGGUCUGAGGUGGUAGCGCUGCUGGAGACUGAGAAGAAUCGACUUGAUUCGCAGAAUUUGAUCCCAUUCAGUUUUCAGCUAGUGGGACGAAAAAUUUCGUGA
Molecule: messenger RNA, 693 nt
Organism: Echinostoma caproni
Lineage: Eukaryota; Metazoa; Platyhelminthes; Trematoda; Plagiorchiida; Echinostomatidae
Source: the annotation of a GenBank genome assembly